AACAGAUAAAAAAUCUAAUUAUGAAAAAAAAAUUUGAAACAAUUUACUCGCCUAUUUGUAACGCCAUAAAAUUCUUAGGUAUCUUGAAUACAAUGUUUUAUCCAUUACCGAAACUAAACACUACCUUAACUUUACAACACAUUUGAUCUCUAAUUCUACACGUGGUGAAGUUUUCCCCUGAGUUCUCUUCGCUCGAACUGAAUCCUAAUUACGAAAUAAUAUUUAUUUUCCAGCCUUCGAACAUACCACUCUCCAGAGAUGGAUAUUGAUUAAAUAUCCAACUGUGCGUUUUAUUACGUAAUCUGCUUCCUUCCAUUCCAUACAAACGUACAGACAAAAGUCUGUUUUGGCAACUGUUGUAUCCCAUCCAACCGCGUGCUGUGGCGUCAAAUCUGGUGGCACGUAGAUACGUACCCAUUUCCAGACUUAUAAUUGUUACCACAAGAACAGUAAACAUUAUUUGCAUCUGGGCUCAUCUCGCGGAAAAGAAAAUUAAUAUCUCUGCCUCCCUCGCGACAACUCAUCACCAUCAUCAUCAAAAUUUAUUCGCAACUUUUUCAUCACCAUAAUUUUGACUUUGUUCUCGAAAAUUUUCUUUCAAAAUUUCCAGAAGAGUUCAUUUAUUCAAAUGUGCUUCUUAAUAAUCCUUCCGAACAAAAAAGUCUUUCUGGCUGUGCAAUAAUGAUAAUCUUUCUCUGUUUGAGUGAUUAGUUGGAGGAGUGGAUUUGUUAGUUAACCUAUGGGGUGGUGUGCAUAAAUUAUGUGAGAAUUUUUUAAAAUUAGGCAAAAAGUGCAAUUUUUUUCCGUGUUACAUUGUCAAAAAUCUGGUGGAUAACAUAGCUUGUGUUGGUAUUAAUUUGAUAGUAAUUUGUUUCUGAGUGGUUAAUUUUUUAUUACCAUAACAUUACUAAACGGUAAUGCUCGUUAUUACCGAGCCGAUUGAGUCAAAUUUAUACAUAUGUAAAUACUACGGGCAGUAAUGAAUUAAUACCAAUUUCGUAAGAGUGUACCCGGAUAAAAAUAAGGGUGAAAAUUCUCCGAAAAUCGCCCACUUUCUUUACACCCGGCCCCCGACUUAUCUUCGCGUGCUUAUCUGACAACGAAAUUAAAAAGAUCCAUCCAACCAGGCUGACAGCUCGGAAUCGUUUAAACUUGUAAUUAAUUUUCGUCCUCGUACUUGUAACCGACCACGCGGAAAUUAAAAAAAGUGUGUAUUUUUGGUGUGAUACCACUGCACCGUGUUGCCAUAGAAACGUGGAAAUCAGAGGAGGAUGCCCCCCACGAUUCGUUCCUUGCCCCAGGUCUGCGUCCUCUUCCUUUGUGCCAGCUUGGUCUCCGUUGGCGUGAUUUAUUUCCUCAAUGCUGAAGUCGAGGCGAGGAGGAGGAGGGAGCACCAGCACGGUGAAAUGGAUCGCGGAACAAUAAUGGACAAUAGGCCAGAAACUCUUCAAAUUCCGGAACAUCAUCACCUCACAUCGUCCCAAAAUCCCACCUUCCUCUCCACAAUCUCCUCUUCGAUACGGCACCAGUUCACCAAAUUCUAUACAAAUUUCCGUCACGGUUUAGACAAACUGUCCUCGUCCAGUCGGCGAAGGAAACGUGAGCUGAGCGAAACCACUGAAAUUAUUAAUCAAAAUCAAGAAGAUCUGCCCCACCGACGUCGCCACCACCAACACCACAACAGACAACGACACGACCAGGACGACCAGGAGGACAAAGCCGCCCUCAUCAUAACAAGUCAUCCCGUAAAGAAAACAGUACUCGAGCCGUUCACAAAGGAGCAAUGUUAUCACACGGACGAUGUCCUACUCGUCGUCGCGAUUACAUGUUUACUCAACUUCAGCUUCGUCUCAGUGGUGUGGUGCUCGGUGAGAUGUUGUAAUCGAAGGAGUGGGAGGAGGACGUGGAAAAUUAAGAAGAAGAGGAGGAGGUACAAUAAUAAGAGGAAGAAUAAGGGGGCACUCAGUUGGGAAGAAAUGUCCUCUUCUGACUCAACAUCCUGCACUUCAUCGACCGACGAUUCCGACUGCGACGACAAUCCUCCUCCCCCCGUAAAAAGUUAUUCCAUGGAAGAACUCAGAUUUUAUUACGGUUGACAUACAUACAUCCACCCAUCCACCCAUACUUAAAUAAAUACAUAUAUACAAACCGUACCUGUGUAUCUAAUCUAUGUGUAUACCCUCUGAUUUUCUAAUAAUAAUAAAACCUUCACACGACAACAAUA
This is a messenger RNA of Folsomia candida, 2224 nucleotides long. RefSeq lists its product as uncharacterized. The record is from RefSeq and is a predicted model, not a curated record. The transcript is spliced from 4 exons. Lineage: Eukaryota; Metazoa; Arthropoda; Collembola; Entomobryomorpha; Isotomidae. The coding region runs from base 1272 to 2096 and encodes 274 amino acids.